Molecule: messenger RNA, 861 nt
Organism: Colletotrichum higginsianum IMI 349063
Lineage: Eukaryota; Fungi; Ascomycota; Sordariomycetes; Glomerellales; Glomerellaceae
Product: Alkaline proteinase
Exons: 5
Coding region: 1-861 (286 amino acids)
Biological process (GO): proteolysis
Molecular function (GO): serine-type endopeptidase activity
Source: RefSeq, a predicted model, not a curated record
AUGAAAGAUGAGUCUACUGUAGAGGCCUAUAAACACUUACUUAUUACCCUUAUGCGUAAAGACGUUGUCGUCGUUACAGCGUCAGGUAAUUCAAGAGAAUGGUUUAACAAACUGUCAGAGCACCCAGCCCUCUUCAGCUAUGAUACAGACCUUAUUGUUGUUGGCGCCAUUGACAACGAUGGUUCCCGCGCCGAUUACUCCCAGGGCACUAUUGAAGAGCUGACUACAUCAGCCCCAGGCGAUGUUAUGUGCGCCUCAAGUACAUCUUUAGGCUGGGUAAAGAAAUCUGGAACUUCCUUUGCCGUCCCUGCCGUUGUAGGCGUUAUUGCCGUCUGGCUCUCCCAGGACGAAUAUGCCGCCGAGCUCCAGGUUCCUGGCAAGGUCGCCGCUAAGGUCAAAGCCAAAGUCAAGAAAUAUUCGUACCCGCGCGUCGAGGGCGGGCCACCUGUGAUCUGGAACGGCAUUGACCCGCGUGAACUAGUUUGCAAAUCGCCAAAAAGGCCGGGCUGCCGAAUGUCCCUGGAUUCCCCCGCCUCAGCUCGGCCUCCGCAGCCCCCUAAACCCCAAUGGAGCAAGAAGCCGCAGGGAUUCCGCAGGGUAUUUGAACAGGACGGUGUCAUAGGACGCGGCUACGUCGAACGCUGGAACAGCUCAGAUUUCGAUAUCAAGGACAACAUCGAGCAGUGGUGCCUAGACAGAUGUAGAGGCAAGUGCGCCUCUGUCUUCCUCUACCGGGUCCUGCAGUUUAGUAGCUGGGAGUAUAAUGAGUCUUUUAUCUGCAACACGUACCACUCAAAGUGGUCAAAAAAAUUUGUAGGAUCCGCCUCAACAAGCGCCGACGCAGGAAUCGCUUUCAAGUAA